GUGGAGCUGUUUUUGCCUUGUAAAAGGAAAAUUGUUAAGAGAAAUUAGAGACACCCAAAAAUAUGAUAGGACCAAGUCGUCCAUUGUUCGUUCUAUUUGGGUCAUCAAUUGUGCAGUUAAGCUACGAUUAUCAUGGCUGGGGCGCAACCCUCACUAGCCUCUACUCUCGCAAGGCUGAUAUUUCAUUGCGUGGAUAUUCUGGUUGGAACUCAAGGAUGGCUCUUCAAGUUUUGGACAAAGUUUUCCCGAAGGAUGCGGAUAUUAAACCUUCUCUUGUCAUACUUUAUUUUGGUGGAAAUGAUUCAGUAGAUCCUGAAUUUCCUGGCAGCGCUCAUGUCCCUCUUCAAGAAUAUAUUGAAAACAUGAGGAGGAUUGCACUUCAUAUCACGAGCCUUUCAGAAAAAACUCGUCUGAUUAUGCUAAGCGCUCCUCCGGUGAACGAGGAACAAAUUGUUCAAUUUUAUGGUGAUAGUCGAGGUAGAAAUAAUGAGACGGGCCGCAUAUACUCAGAAGCUGGUAUAAAAUUAGGCCAAGAAUUAGGCGUGAAGGUUAUAGAUUUUUGGUCUGCACUUCAGGAACGCCCUGAUUGGUUGACUACAGUCUUCUUGGAUGGGAUGCAUUUGACAAAAGAAGGAAGUGACAUUUUGGUAAAGAAAAUAUCGAGGGUACUUAGAGAGGUAGAGUGGGAGCCAAGCCUACAUUGGACAAAAAUGGCUGAUGAAUUUUCUGAUAUUAUCAUACCACUUGCUUCUGGGAUGAACCUUGACAAUUGGCAGAAUGAGUAUAUUGAAUAAAACUCUAUAAAUCUUUUAGUUUUAGGUGCAUAUAUUAACGUAUGCAAGAAUAAGACAUGUACUCUUCAUUUACCGUUUUCUUGUUUGAUCGUUUAAACUCUUCUGCAAAAGAAUAAAUGUAAUCCCUAGGAAGGUUUUGCCUUUUCCUUGAAGGGUUUGCUUUCUUGUCGAA
Messenger RNA from Nicotiana attenuata, 966 nucleotides. Its product is annotated as GDSL esterase/lipase At2g38180-like. Bases 63 to 794 code for a protein of 243 amino acids. The record is from RefSeq and is a predicted model, not a curated record. NCBI's taxonomy places the organism in Eukaryota, Viridiplantae, Streptophyta, Magnoliopsida, Solanales, Solanaceae. The transcript is spliced from 6 exons.